This is a messenger RNA of Eruca vesicaria subsp. sativa (arugula), 1401 nucleotides long. The record is from the annotation of a GenBank genome assembly. NCBI's taxonomy places the organism in Eukaryota, Viridiplantae, Streptophyta, Magnoliopsida, Brassicales, Brassicaceae.
AUGGAAACGCCGAAGACUUCUCUGAUCCCGAGCUUCCUCUAUUCAUCAUCCUCAUCUCCGAGAUCUCUUCUGAGCUCCAACUCCAACGCCGCGUUCACAUCCACCAAUCUCGAGAAGUCUCCUGCUCCGGCGACGACGAUGGUGUCUCGGAAGAGUUUCCUUAUUGCUUCUCCCACUGAGCCAGGGAAGGGGAUCGAGAUGUACUCGCCUGCCUUCUACGCCGCGUGUACCUUCGGUGGAGUUCUCAGCUGUGGUCUGACUCAUAUGACUGUUACUCCUCUCGAUCUCGUUAAGUGCAAUAUGCAGAUUGAUCCGGCUAAGUACAAGAGCAUCUCGUCUGGUUUUGGGAUUUUGCUGAAAGAGCAAGGAGUCAAAGGCUUUUUCCGUGGAUGGGUUCCUACUUUGUUGGGUUACAGUGCUCAGGGUGCCUGCAAAUUUGGAUUUUACGAGUUCUUUAAGAAGUAUUACUCUGAUCUUGCUGGACCUGAGUUUUCUGCCAAGUACAAGACUCUCAUAUACCUUGCUGGUUCUGCCUCUGCUGAGAUUAUUGCCGAUGUUGCACUUUGCCCGUUUGAAGCUGUUAAGGUCAGGGUUCAGACACAGCCUGGAUUUGCCAGGGGGAUGUCUGAUGGGUUUCCCAAGUUUGUCAAAUCCGAAGGAUAUGGAGGCUUGUAUAAGGGUCUUGCUCCACUUUGGGGACGUCAGAUUCCUUACACAAUGAUGAAGUUUGCUUCGUUUGAGACCAUUGUUGAGAUGAUCUACAAGUAUGCAAUCCCCAACCCAAAACACGAGUGCAGCAAAGGUCUGCAACUCGGUGUGAGUUUUGCAGGAGGUUAUGUUGCAGGAGUGUUCUGUGCAAUUGUUUCCCACCCUGCCGACAAUCUAGUUUCUUUCCUCAACAAUGCCAAGGGAGCAACCGUUGGAGAUGCGGUGAAGAAGAUAGGAAUGGUGGGACUGUUCACAAGAGGACUUCCUCUAAGAAUUGUGAUGAUUGGGACUUUGACCGGAGCACAGUGGGGUUUAUAUGAUGCUUUUAAAGUGUUCGUUGGCCUGCCAACCACCGGUGGUGUUGCUCCAGUCCCUGCCAUCGCAGCUGAAGCCAAAGCCUAAGACUAAAUGAUGAUGAUUAAAAAAACGUAGGAUUUUUUGUUUGAAAGAAUAAAGAGAAACGUAUGGCAGUGAGGAAGGGUAAGCUCAUCCUCCAGAUUCCAACUUGAUUCAUUUUUUUGGAAAUUUGUGUUCUUGUAUUGACAAUAGUGCUUUCUCUUUUUCACAAUACUAUCUCCCUAUUUUUGUGUGAUGUGAUCCUAAACGAUGAGUAGGACACAAGCUAAGAUGGAGAGUGGGCACACCCACUUACUACUUUUGUUCAUUUUCAUUUGGAAAAUGUAUCUUUUUUUC